AUGCUAAGCUUCGGGGGGUUUUUACAGACUCUCCCCGGCUGGGCUCAAUAUGGUCCGGUCUAUGACUCUCCUCAGAGCUGGUCCAGUGGUAGUACCACUAGGGGUAAAUCAUUCUACCCGCCCGCGGGAGAUGCUUGGGUGGGCUGGCACUGCCGGAUGGGUAUGGGCAGUCGACGUCACUGCACGGUGGGGUGGGACGUGGUAUAUUCCUCCUCCUCAACUACCGAGCUGCGGCAUCAGGGUGCCUUCAGGCCAGGGUGA
Molecule: messenger RNA, 261 nt
Organism: Knipowitschia caucasica
Lineage: Eukaryota; Metazoa; Chordata; Actinopteri; Gobiiformes; Gobiidae
Source: the annotation of a GenBank genome assembly